This is a messenger RNA of Peromyscus maniculatus bairdii (prairie deer mouse), 950 nucleotides long. The record is from RefSeq and is a predicted model, not a curated record. NCBI's taxonomy places the organism in Eukaryota, Metazoa, Chordata, Mammalia, Rodentia, Cricetidae.
GUUGUGAGCCAUUGUGUGGGCACUGAGAAUGGAAUUUGGUCCUCUGCAAGAACAGCAAAUUCGCUUAACCACUGAGUCCGCUCUCCAGCUCCUUGGUGUCUGCUGGAAAAUGGCUGAAUACUUCUUGCCUUCCAUCUUUAGUACCGAGAAACUACAAAGUCAACUCUUCACUUUAUUUCAAAACUGGAGCAUGUCGUCAUGGAGACAGAUGUUCUCGGUUGUACAAUAAACUGACCUUUAGCCAGACCAUUGCCCCCUUGAACAUUUACCGUAACCCUCAAAACUCUGCCCAGUCUGCUGAUGGUUUGCGCUGUGCUGUGAGUGACUUGGAGAUGCAGGAGCACUAUGAUGAGUUCUUUGAGGAAGUCUUCACUGAGAUGCAAGAAAAGUACGGACAGGUUGAAGAGCUGAACGUCUGUGACAACCUAGGAGACCACCUGGUGGGGAAUGUGUAUGUCAAGUUUCGUCAUGAGGAGGAUGCAGAGAAAGCUGUGAUGGACUUGAAUAACCGCUGGUUUGAUGGGCAGCCGAUCCAUUCAGAGCUGUCCCCAGUGAAUGACUUCAGGGAAGCCUGCUGCCACCAGUAUGAGAUGGGCAAGUGCCCAAGAGGGGCCUUCUGCAACUUCAUGCAGCUGAAGCCAAUCUCAAGAGAGCUCAAAAGGAAGCUGUCUCGGCACCAGUGCAAGAAGCAUAGAUCCAGGUCCCGAUCCUGGGAAAGGCAUUCUCCAUCCAGAGACAUUAGGCAUGGUGGCAGCAGAGGUGGAGGGCGAGAGCAUGACAGGAGGCAGUCCAGAUACCUCAAGACAUACAGGAGAUUCUGAGUCCAGCUGUUUAUACCUUGUGUCUGCUAGACAGUGUUGUAGUUGAUGGACAAGCCAGUUCAUAUUGGAAAUUUUUUUUAAAACAACCAAAAAAAGAUGAGUUUCUGAAUAAAAUUUGUAGUGAUACAA